GACACAGAGCUGUACCGAAACGCGGGAAGGAAGACUUCGAGUCUUCUGGAUACGUUUGGCAUACCUUCUGCAGCCUUCAAGACCGGUCUUCAAUUUGACCGAGGUGGUAAGCGCAACCCGAAACAGUAUGUACCUUAUAUCUAUCUCACAAUACAGCUAACUCACUACAGACCUGAAGAUGUCACCAAUCGGCAUUUGUUACUGUACAAUGGCGUCAUCGACUAUGUUCCUGGUCUCAAGAGUGAGCUCGACCACAUAUCAAGCAAAAAACUCAACAUGAUCAUUGCAAUGGUAUCGAAGGGUAUGAGCGAUGGCAGAUCUGCAGAUCUGAGCUCCGUCAAGCACAAGGGCCUGCAAUCCAUUGGGCUAAAUAUGUAUAGUAAGGCCGAUGCUCUUGACCCGCCAAUUCCAGAAAUCGAGGAUAAGUCGAUGUGUGGGCUCAAUCACCCACAGUUGGCUUGUUUACUUUGCCCUCGGAAGAAAUUGGAUUGCGCUAUGGCUGCCUUGCAAGCUGGCGAAAUCACCAUGAUGGCACACAACUGGCCAACAUUCUUUUAUGAACAUGGCAUUUACGAUGCUGCUGAGAAGACACACGGCCUGUUUCGAAACCACAUUGUUCUGAGGUUUUAUAAACAUCUUUUUAUUGGACCAUCAUCCAUCAUGAACGAUGCAUCAAAUGUCCGCAACUCUGUGAAGCCAUCCAAAAAUCGUGCAUGGGGACUGACAGCUGUCAACAAAUACAUCAUCACAUAUGUUCACAUUAUCACACACUUUACGAUCAGCAGCGCUCAGCACUGGACACAGUGUAUUGGUGACAUGGACUUGGAUGAGCUCCUCUGGGCCAUCAUUGAAAUGCUAGACGACGACGACGAUCCAUGGGUCAAAGACACCCUCGUGUGGUGGAACAGGUACAUUUUU
Suillus discolor is the source of this 918-nucleotide messenger RNA. RefSeq lists its product as uncharacterized. The record is from RefSeq and is a predicted model, not a curated record. The annotation marks the transcript as partial. The transcript is spliced from 5 exons. Lineage: Eukaryota; Fungi; Basidiomycota; Agaricomycetes; Boletales; Suillaceae.